Messenger RNA from Impatiens glandulifera, 1521 nucleotides. Its product is annotated as subtilisin-like protease SBT4.6. The transcript has 8 exons. Gene Ontology annotation, biological process: proteolysis. The record is from RefSeq and is a predicted model, not a curated record. NCBI's taxonomy places the organism in Eukaryota, Viridiplantae, Streptophyta, Magnoliopsida, Ericales, Balsaminaceae. Gene Ontology annotation, molecular function: serine-type endopeptidase activity. The coding region runs from base 1 to 1521 and encodes 506 amino acids.
AUGGAAGGGAUUGUCUCCAUUUUUGAAAGUCAGCAUCUUCAAGUUCAAACGACAAGAUCUUGGGACUACAUGGGUCUAUCUUUAGAGAUUCCUCGAAAUCCAUCAAUCGAGAGUGACAUAAUAAUCGGUCAUAUUGACAGUGGUAUCAAUCCUGAAGUAAAGAGUUUAUCUGACCACAAUUUAGGCAAUGUUCCCAACAAAUGGAAAGGUGUUUGUGAGGGAGGAAGAAACUUCACUUGCAACAAGAAACUAAUUGGAGCCAGAUACUACGAUGGGCACUCGGCAAGGGAUAUAAAAGCAAAUGGGACUGCAAGAGGAGGUGUCCCAUCAUCAAGGAUAGCUACUUACAAUGUGUGUGGCAAGUAUUGUUAUGAUGAUGCUAUAAUGGCCGCCUUUGAUGAUGCCAUUGCUGACGGUGUAGACAUUAUCACAAUCUCUAUGGGUUAUGAUUCUCCCUUUAACAUUACUCAAGAUGCUAUUGCCAUCGGUUCCUUUCAUGCAAUGCAGAAAGGUAUUUUAACCGUACAACCUGCGGGAAAUACGGGUAUUAACAUCUUAAAAACUGUUAUAAGCAAUGCACCAUGGUUGUUCACUGUGGCUGCGAGUAGUACCGACAGAAAAAUCAUCAAUAAGUUGAUCCUUGGAAAUGGGCGUACACUCACUAGCGUUGCAUUGAGUCUUUUGACAACAGGAAGACAUAACAAGAGAUUGGUAUACGGAAGAGGAAUCACCCGACACUGUAACGAAUCAAGUGCAAUGCAAUGUAUAAUUGAUUGCGUUGACCCUGAUUUAGUGAAGGGAAAGAUUGUAGUAUGUGAUGCUGACGUUGAUAAGUCAGAUGCAAUAUUCGCAACUAUGACUGCCAAUGCGAGUGGAGUUAUUCUUCGAAAGAAUAGAAGUUCAAAUGAUUCUAGUUCAUUGACCUAUUUACCCACUGCAGCUUUAAAUGAUCCUGAUUUUCAUUAUAUUGAAUCUUACAUCAAGUCUACAAAAUUUCCAUCCGCACGAAUUCUAAAAAGUGAGACUAUUCACAGUUAUGCUCCAAUAGUAGGUUCUUUCUCCAGUAAGGGACCCAAUACUAUUUUACCAGAAAUUUUAAAGCCUGAUAUAACUGCACCGGGGAUAGAUAUAUUGGCCGAAUGUCCUAUAGACGAUGGAAAAAUUGUUUCCAAUUACGAUAUUCAAACCGGUACAUCCAUGGCGUGUCCUCAUGUUACAGGCGCAGCUGCUUAUGUGAAAUCAAAACAUCCUAAUUGGUCACCUUCAGCUAUCAAAUCAUCUCUCAUGACUACCGCUUGGACUAUGAAUACAAAUUAUAAUGCCGAUGCGGAAUUUGGAUAUGGAGCAGGACACAUUGACCCAGUGAGAGCCGUACAUCCUGGACUUGUUCAUAUGCUAUGUCUGUCAGCCGACUUUCCAGAUGUCAUGCAUAACCUUCCACGCUACAGUCCUGUUUUAUCUGCAUUCAUAGACAAUAGCAAAUCUGGUACCCAUUUUUUCUUUGGGUCUGUGAUGGAUUAG